Molecule: messenger RNA, 780 nt
Organism: Soboliphyme baturini
Lineage: Eukaryota; Metazoa; Nematoda; Enoplea; Dioctophymatida; Soboliphymatidae
Source: the annotation of a GenBank genome assembly
AUGGCCCCGAGUGACGGGGUGACAUCACUGUCCAUUUUAAUACUCGUACCGAAACUGCGACGCCACGCGACGGGGACGUGUGAGUUCGAAUAUCCUCGUACGACCGACGAAGGCCACUUUCUCCAGUCCGGUUCUGAGAACGGUGCCACGAAACGAACUGGUUGCUCUGCAAGACAACGACAGUCGGUUAUCGCUCGAACAAAUCUCGUUUCAGCCGUGAUUACGCCGAUGGUACCGGUAGCAUAUUCGCUCAGCAGGGCGUCGAACGAAAUCCCUGUUCUACCGACCGACCAACCGACCUACCAACUGACCGAUCGGUACGCCUACAGGAAUUCUGUGCGUUUCAAAAUUCCUGCAUUCACAAACACCUGUUUGCCAGCUCCAGCCUUCUUUCUGGACGUCACCCUCGGUUUUCUUAGUGCUUGCUCAUCGCUUCGUGUCGCGAAACCGGCUUUUUCAGACCUAGUCGUUUCCCGGAUGACCAAAGGCGGCGAGGGGUGUUGGGGAACUGAGACAGACUACGAAAACUCGCCGAUCAGAACCUGCUUCAUGCAAUCUGACAGCUGGUGUGGCAGCAGCGAGACGGCGGCUGAUGAAGAGGUGCGCGAUGAUUGCCACGGUACUAAUUGGAAAAUUGGAGUUGAUACUCUUUCUGAACGAAAGAGAGUGAAAAAUUUGAACAUUUACUCACUCGGGCUCAAAGAGCAGAAGCUAUCUCAUGAGGUCGCCAGUUACCGACUGGAUAAUGUUGGACCCGUCGCCAUGGCUAUGGAAUUCUGA